Lasiodiplodia theobromae is the source of this 1404-nucleotide messenger RNA. Its product is annotated as Guanine deaminase. The coding region runs from base 1 to 1404 and encodes 467 amino acids. Gene Ontology annotation, molecular function: zinc ion binding; guanine deaminase activity. The transcript has a single exon. NCBI's taxonomy places the organism in Eukaryota, Fungi, Ascomycota, Dothideomycetes, Botryosphaeriales, Botryosphaeriaceae. Gene Ontology annotation, cellular component: cytosol. The record is from RefSeq and is a predicted model, not a curated record. Gene Ontology annotation, biological process: guanine catabolic process.
AUGGGCGAAUUACCUAUCUCGGCACACCUCCUUGGGAAGACCAUCUAUCUCGGCGCCUUUGUGCAUUGUAAAUCAUUGCAGGAGCUGGACAUCUGUGAAAAGGGUGCUAUCGGCGUGGACGAACGGGGGAAGAUUGCCUUCAUCGAGCGCGGCGCCGAGGAUCUGGAUCUCAUCUUCAAGCAACACCAUGGCUGGACAGCCGCAAAGGUCGUCAGGGUGAAGGAUAAAGGCUUCUUCUUCCCAGGCUUCAUAGAUACCCAUAUCCACGCCCCCCAGUAUGGAAAUGCUGGCAUCGUGAGCAAGUCUACUCUCCUGGACUGGCUGAACACCUACACUUUUCCCAUGGAAGCCUCCCUCGCCGACCUGGAGAAAGCACGGCGCAUCUACGCUCGCUGUGUUGCCCGUACUUUAUCGCAUGGCACAACCACGGCCGCCUACUACGCAACAAUAGACGUUGCCGCCACCAACCUGCUGGCCGACAUCUGCCUGGAAAAGGGGCAACGUGCCUUCAUCGGCCGCGUUUGCAUGGACUCUGACCUUAGCCCCAAAUGGUACCGUGACGAGAGUUCCGCCGACACAAUCAGAAAGAGCAAGGAAGUGGUCGAGUAUGUGAAGAGGGCCGACGGCGGGAAGGGUAUCGUCGCUCCCAUCAUCACGCCGCGCUUUGCGCCCAGCUGCCACCAUAGCACCAUGUGUGAGCUGGCGGAAAUCCAAAAAGAAAACGGCAUCCUGGCACAGACUCAUAUUUCGGAGAACAUCGGCGAGAUCCAACUGGUGAAAGACCUCUUCCCAGAUUUCAAGCAUUACGCCGACGUUUACGACAAAGCCGGCCUUCUGAACUCGAAGAUGAUUCUUGCUCACGCCGUUCACCUUACCGAGGCUGAGAAGGUUGUGAUCAAGCAACGGGACGCAAAGAUUUCCCACUGCCCUGUUUCCAACUCGGCCUUGACUUCCGGAGCUGCCCCUGUUCGCGACCUGCUAGACCGCGGCAUCACCAUGGGCCUGGGGACCGACGUCAGCGGCGGGUACAGCCCGAGCAUCCUUGAGGUUGUUCGCCAGACAAUUCUUGUCUCUCGACACCGUUCCUUUGAAGACGGCGAGGCCGCCAAGCUCGCAACAGAAGAGGCGCUCUACCUUGCUACCCGCGGUGGUGCCAAAGUCGUUGGCUUGGAGGAUCACGUUGGAGCUUUUGAAGUGGGGAUGGACUGGGACGCACAGCUUGUCAGCCUCGCCGCUGUUCCAGCCGACGGAGAGAAGGAGCUGGACACCCCAGUGGACAUAUACGGUUGGGAAAGCUGGGAGGACCGUAUCGGGAAAUGGACCUACAAUGGCGACGACCGGAACACUGCCGCUGUCUGGGUGAAGGGAAGACUCGUUCAUCAACGCAAGAGCUUUGAGUUAUAG